Molecule: messenger RNA, 783 nt
Organism: Telopea speciosissima
Lineage: Eukaryota; Viridiplantae; Streptophyta; Magnoliopsida; Proteales; Proteaceae
Exons: 1
Coding region: 1-783 (260 amino acids)
Source: RefSeq, a predicted model, not a curated record
AUGACCAGCAUGAACGUGCAACUCAUGGCUGCCACGCAGCAGAGAACAGUACCGCAACCUAACCAUCCGCCAAACUUUCCUCCUCAUGUGCCUCAGGUUACACUAGGAAACUCCACCGCCAGGAUGAUGGAGAAAUUCAAGAAACUCCAUCCUCCAUCUUUCUCCAAGGUCGAAUCAGAUUUGCUACAACCUGAGAGAUGGAUCAGCGCCUUAGAGAAGGCUUUCGAAGUACUAGAAUGCACCAACACCCAGAAGUUGAUAUGCGUUGGGUACCAGUUACGAGAUGAAGCUGCGGCCUGGUGGAAGUCAACUCGGCCAAAUCUUGAAGCACCUCAUCCGGACCCAACUUGGGAUCAGUUCAAAGAGGUUUUCUUCAGAAAUUACUUUCCAGAGAGCCUCAAAGAUAGAAAAGAAGCAGAGUUCUCUGCCCUCACGCAAGGGUCAAAGACAGUACUAGAAUACCAACAACAAUUCGAGGACCUGCUCCAUUUUGCACCAGAACAUCUGAGAAAUAAGGCAAGCAAGACCAAAAAUUUUGAGAAAGGACUUAAACCUGAGAUUGGAGCUAUGUUGUCAAUCAUGGAGAUUGAAACCUAUACUCGGAUGGUUGAUAAGGCUAAGACAGUUGAAGAUAGACUGAAGGAAAAGUCGACUACAUCGCAAGGGUCAACGAAAAGGUCUGGCGGUUACCAGAACUACAAUUGGCCCAAUAAGACUUUCAAGAGUCCCAGCAACCCCAGCCUAUUGCAGUAUGGAUGCCUUAAAGCGGGUCAAAUCUCAUAA